AUGGGCGCGUGCAGCGUGUCGUCGCACUCCAGGCUUUCAAUGAUGGGCGAUGUGUCACACGAGGCAAAAAGGGGGCAUGAGGAACUCUUGUCUCGUCUCUGUAUCUACGAGCGUGCCGCCGCCGUGAGGCAGUACCGUGACAACGGCACAGAGGAGACAAGUAAUGGGGCUGUGUUGCAAGAAGAAGUUGUCGCUCUUGUGUUGACGACAGCACUGAAUACUUUGGUGCGCCGCACUGUGACGCUGCCGUGCCGUCGACUCUCUGUGCAGAGGCUGGAUUUUAUGCGAUCUCUCAUGGUUCAGCAUGAGGUGGAGUUGGAGCGGGUGUGCGAGGUGACGUGCGGGCCCGUUGUGGAGUUGCUGCACAAUCACCGUGAGUUUCCGGAUGAGGUGCAGGCCAGCGUCUUUCAUCAGGUGCUUGACUCUGUGCGGCGCAUGAGUGAGGAGUGUGAGCCCCCAGAUGACCUUCGUCGCAUGCAUCUCGCGGUGCUUUCCAUGUACGGUGACCCUGUCGACUGGAACGUGGAGACCGUUGUGGAGGUGCUGCUGGCGGUGGAGCCGCAGGUGCUUGAGGGGACGCUGAAUUAUCUGCGGAGCAUGAACGUGGACGGGCGCAGCUUGCUGUACCUACUCAACACCGACGCACUGGAUCAGCGGGAACUACUCAACCGCUUCAUAAGCCUUGUAAAGGAGCUGCCGCGGGUGAGUUUAGAGUCCACACUCCGUUGUUGUGCCGAGUUUGAUUAUGAGACGAUGGAGUGGAUGCAGGAGGAGGAAGAAAGUCGUGGCAACAGUAGUGUUGGUGAUGAUGGGAUUGCCUCCCCAGAUUCCACGUGCCGCCUUCUGCAGCCGUUCUUUCAGGAAGCGGUGUACCCUACCACGAUGGGGGCCGUGGUACGACAACUGCUGCAAAAUAUGUCUGACGUGGUCUCUGGCGUCCCACGCAGUGAUCGUUUGCGGUACCAUGAAAAAUUUGAUCAGCGCGUUCCACCAGCCUUUGUUGCGACACAGGGCUUUAGUGCCGAGGAGCUGCAUGCAUGGCUGCUGCGCAAUUCCAGCCGACUGGGCCUCACCCUGCAUAAACAUGUCGAGCGGCAUGAUGCAUCACAGGCGUGUUGGAAGUUUAUGCUUUGGCUCGCCCACGCCAACCUCGUGGUUGACAUUAUUGUUGAGCAAAGCUCUGGUGUCCUCGUCCACCCUGGCAUCAAGUUAAGUGACUUUUCAUGCCGUACUCGGCUUUUCACGCUGCGUCCUCUUCAGGAGAUGCACGUGCUCAACAAGGGGGGCUUGCUUAUAGGUGACUUGGAGCUCCCGACUGGAUCUAUGACUUUUUCCCCGGUUCCAAGUGCUUCGUCUCCUGCUGCUGCUCAGUCGGUAUGCCGCGCCCUCGUGUGUGCUGAGUCCCUGGUGAGUGUGGCAUUGCGUGUUCUCCCCUCCGUGCAGGAGAUGACGCUGGCAAGCGCUGGAUGCACCUCUCAGAACGCCGCGUUUCGCGCACUACUCAAUAGUCUUUUCAUGCACAGCACACAACUGACCGAGGUCGACCUUACUCUGCUUCGACCACGCGAGCGAUGGUGUUUUUGGGUGAACGUUUUCAAUGCCUUGUACAUCCAUGCCUGGCUAGCCGCAUUCGUUGUGCGGGCACAGGACUACCCAAGUUUUUACAACACCAACGGCUACGAGAUUGGUGGUUACUUUUUUCGUUGA
This is a messenger RNA of Trypanosoma rangeli, 1707 nucleotides long. RefSeq names its product putative synaptojanin (N-terminal domain), putative,inositol/phosphatidylinositol phosphatase. NCBI's taxonomy places the organism in Eukaryota, Euglenozoa, Kinetoplastea, Trypanosomatida, Trypanosomatidae. The record is from RefSeq and is a predicted model, not a curated record. Bases 1 to 1707 code for a protein of 568 amino acids. The transcript has a single exon.